This is a messenger RNA of Ricinus communis (castor bean), 3197 nucleotides long. RefSeq names its product receptor-like cytosolic serine/threonine-protein kinase RBK2. Gene Ontology annotation, molecular function: ATP binding; protein kinase activity. The transcript has 9 exons. Gene Ontology annotation, biological process: protein phosphorylation. Lineage: Eukaryota; Viridiplantae; Streptophyta; Magnoliopsida; Malpighiales; Euphorbiaceae. The record is from RefSeq and is a predicted model, not a curated record. Bases 1291 to 2631 code for a protein of 446 amino acids.
AAAAUCUGCAUUUAUUGGUUGUGUUGAGUUGGGUUCAGAGGUGGAGAGCAGAAGUUGCAGCGGAGCUUUAAACACAUGUCAGCAAUUGAGUAGACUAAUAACAGCGACUUUCAAGGACCCUUGUAAGAGAAACAGAAAGUGUCCGUACAAAUGGAAGGAGAGAGAGUGUGCGUGUGUCUGUGUGUAACAAUGUCACUUUUCCUUUUAUAGCUUUUCUUGAUUCUCUUUUCAGGGUCUGGAUAAAUCUUAGUCAAAGAAGAAAUAACCAGAAAAGCACUAAACAACAUCAGGAAUAUUUAAUGUUUUAGCAACCACCACAACAACAACAACAAACCACUGUUUUUCUGUUUCUGGUCGUCUUCUUCUUCUUCUUGUAGUUCUUUGUACCUCCCGUUCUUGUUUUAUGGUUUCUGUGUGUUAGAGAAAAGUUCUGGUUUUUCUUUUAUUUCUGUUGUUGUCCAUGGCAACUGUUGCUGGUGGAGACCAUAAUACAGCUUCUAGCAACACUGCUACGACUACAUGGUAUGAGUGUCACCUUCUCUCGUUUGGGUAUGCCUUAAUAUCUUUUGUUUUGAAACUUUCCUUGUUUUCUUUUUUUCCUUUUUUAUUCUCAUUUAGGUGUUUGUGUGUCUGUUACAUCUUUUACUUAAUAUAAUAAUUUAUUCUAUGAAUUCUUUUUACAUAUAUGGAAUUGUUAGUUUGUUUCCAUUUCGUACUGGAUUGCGUAUACAUAUAUAUAAUAGUUGUUGUUGUUUUUCUUUUUCGGUUAUGAUGUUUUUUUAUUCGUUAAAAGAAUUGGUUUAAGGGAUUAAUAGAUUCAGGGACCCAAUGACGGUAGCACUAAAAUUGGGAAGAACCCUCUCUUUAUGAUAUGCCUGGUUCGAUUUGUGCUAAAGCCCUUUCUUCUUUUAAUGUUCAUUGAAUCAUUGGCUGUAUUUAAGAUUGUGUUAUUUGAUAACUAAAUAUAAAUCCCAGCAAGAUUUUGCUGUCUUGUAACUUCUUAAUUUCUUAUAUGUGCCUGAUUUUCAAGAAUAUGAUAUGAAAUUUGGAUGGUAGUUUUUUUUUUUUUUUUUAAUUGUUGUUAUGACAUCGAAGCUUCCUGGGUCUUAUGUGGUCCUAUUUUUGUCCAAGUUUCGUUGGUGAAAUUAGUUCCGGAUCUAUUCUGUCUCCAGUGGUCAGACAGGCAGCACACUUGGGUUAUUAGAAUGGGCGGAUGCAAAGGAUUUUUGCCUAUUAUCAGAGAGAAACCAACGAGCAGAAGUUCCUCCAAAACAAAAGAAAUUUGGCAAGAUGCUUUCUUUCUCUCAAUCUUCCAGUGACUUGAGACAUUCGGUGACAGAUAAGAAUAGACGAGAUGGUUCAUCUCCAACAGGAGUUAUAGAAGCCUGCUUAAACGAUUUUGAAUCUGGCUCAGGCUCUGCGGAACCUGCCGAUAAAGAACCAGAAGUUGAAAAUUCUAAUGUGAGAGCACAUUCCAACUGGAGUAGAUUCUUUAAGUUGUGGAAAAGAAGAUCAAUAAAGCGCUUAACCUCCUUCACUCCUCUCCCUGUACCAAAUGUGCCAACAAGAAAAAGCAGAAGCACUAGAGAGAACCCAGAGCUGAGAGAUUUAUUUAAGUUCAAGUCUUCAUUGAAGGAUUUCUCACUUGCUGAGCUAGAAACUGCAUCUAACAACUUUAGCCGUGAUAAUAUUAUUGGAAAGGGUGGUUUUGCUGAGGUUUACAAGGGACGUCUGCAAAAUGGAAAGCUAGUAGCCAUCAAGAGGCUUAGUAAAGGAACUGCUGAUGAAAAGACAACAGUCUUUCUGUCUGAGCUUGGCAUUAUGGCCCAUGUCGACCAUCCUAACACUGCUAAAUUGCUCGGGUGUGGCAUUGAAGGAGGGAUGCACCUUGUCUUUGAAUUGUCUCCACUGGGGAGUCUAGGAUCCGUUCUUCAUGGUACCAAAGGAGUCGAACUUGAUUGGAGUAAGAGAUAUAAAAUUGCUCUUGGAAGUGCAGAAGGACUGCUGUAUCUUCAUGAGAAUUGUCGGAAGCGAAUCAUCCAUAGAGAUAUAAAGGCUGAUAAUAUUCUUCUUACAGAGGAUUUUGAGCCUCAGAUUUGUGAUUUUGGGCUUGCUAAGUGGCUACCAAGACAGUGGACUCAUCGCAAUGUAUCAAAAUUCGAAGGCACAUUCGGCUAUUUUGCUCCUGAAUACUUCAUGCAUGGUAUAGUUGAUGAGAAGACUGAUACCUAUGCGAUGGGGGUGCUGCUUUUGGAGCUCAUAACAGGCCGUCCGGCUUUGGAUCAUUUACAGCAGAGCCUUGUGAUAUGGGCUAAGCCUUUGCUUGAUAACAAUGACAUUAAAGAGCUUGCCGAUCCUUCUCUUGGCGACCAUUAUGAUAUAGAAGAGAUGGAACGUGUGAUUUUGACUGCAUCUUUGUGCAUUGAGCAAUCUCCUAUCUUACGUCCUCGAAUGAAUCAGGUUGUGAUACUGCUAAGAGGUGAUGAAUAUGUGAGGGAGUGUGCAAAAGAAAACCAGAGGAAGACCCUGCAAAGAACUUACUCGGAAGAGCUCUUGGAUGCCCAAGAAUACAAUUCAACCAAGUAUUUGAAUGAUCUCAAACGGCACAAGGAGCUUGCUUUGGGUUGUUGAAAAUGCAUCUCUUAAGAGAAACCAGCACCCACCCAGUAGCUAUGUUAGUGUUAGUUAGCUUUUAGCAGUUUCAGGAAUGGAGUUUGGAACUCCUAUGGAAAUAAAAAAAAUCACAUACCAUAUCUGUUUUCCCUGGCAUUUGAAGGCACUUCGUCGGGUGCAUGAAUUCCAUGUAAAACAUCUUGAAGUGAGCUGUAUUUCCAUAGGUGGAACAAACACCUUCUCGUUCUUCCAUUACUCUGACUCUGUAUAUACGAGCUGCUUUUCCAGACUUGAGAUGUUGUAUGGAAGAUUAAGUUUCAGCUUUAUAUAGAACAGAAACUUAUAGAAUUUGUUUAGCUACAGUUUCUCUUUCAUUUUCUUGGUCAGGUAUUCCAUGGCACCUUGCCACUUUUUUUACUGAAAUAGGAACAGCAAAUCUGGUGAAGGAGAACAGCCCAAUUUUUACUAAAAGGCCUAUCAGAAAUGUCUUGAAAUGGGUGGUGAUCUGAACAGUCGUAUGGACCUUGCCUACUUGAUUUUUCUUCUAAUAACAGUAUUCGUGCGAGAUAUUUGUUUUUCUAAUG